AUGUGGUUGAAGAUCCUCGUGCUAGCGUCGCUUGCUGCGCUAUCAGCAGCUAGUGAGUCAAGAAGCAAGGAAGAGCUUCGACAAGUUGAUCAUCCUCCAGUCGUCGAGGAUCAACAACCUGACGUCCCUGUUAACUCGUUGCCCCAGUCUUCGGGUAAACCUAGAACUGACUUGGAUAUAUCGUUUUAUCAUGGUUUCCUCGCUUCAUUAUCCGUCAUCAUUGUUUCGGAACUGGGCGACAAAACAUGGUUUAUAGCAGUAAUCAUGGCAAUGCGACAUUCAAGGCUUACCGUGUUUUCUGGCGCAAUGGGAGCUCUUGCUCUCAUGACUGUGCUUUCAGCAUGUCUCGGCUGGGUAACACAGCUUAUUCCACGUAUGGUGACAUAUUAUGUUUCGACGGCGCUUUUCGCUCUUUUUGGGCUGAAAAUGCUCCAUGAAGGUUACCAUAUGUCAGCCAGUGAAGGACAAGAAGAGUUUGAAGAAGCUCAGGCAGAGGUGGCCAAACGGGAAAUGGAUUUGGAUGCUGGAAAGUUUGUAGACAUGGAAGCUGGAAACGCUCAAAACAACAGUAGUUCUUCAUCUGCAUGGCUCAUUUUCUCAUCGAAGCGUUCACGAUGA
This is a messenger RNA of Ostertagia ostertagi, 618 nucleotides long. The record is from the annotation of a GenBank genome assembly. NCBI's taxonomy places the organism in Eukaryota, Metazoa, Nematoda, Chromadorea, Rhabditida, Trichostrongylidae.